CCCAUAGCACUAUUUAAAUACGCGCUGCGACUCAAAGUACACAACCGCGAAAAAAUUCACGCCUCCGAAGAAACACGUUUUUCGAUUCGUUUUUUUUUACGGUCUUUCGUGUGUGACGAAGGCUUUGCGUUUUCGCGAAAAUGAAACACAAUGCCUCGGUAACCCUGGAGUAUUUACUAAUUCUCUGUGGUGGACACUUUUUGGUUUCGGGAGUAUUGGUAUUCGACCCCACCGCGUUGCUCAAAGACGAAUUAAUCCCAUCUGACGCUCGCGUGGGCUCCGUCAUCUACAGGCUAAGGGUGUCUGACACAGCCUUCGAUUAUCCUCUGUCGUUCGGUCUCAGGUUGCCCACGCCGACGGCCGUCGAGUUGAAAGCGUUAAAUUGCACGAAAUUUAACUCAGUGUGUCAAGCAAAUGUAAUACUGAGUCGGCGGUUAGAGGUGGGAAGGUUCUACGAUUUUGUCGUAGAAGUGCGUAAUCAGAGAGGUCAGUCGGCGGCUACCAACUGCUCUUUCCAGGCCACCAACGCGACCACGCCAAUAGAAACGAUUUUCCCGGGGGCGCCGGCGCUGCUUUACGUCUCGGAAAACGCAACCAGGAACACAGAAAUAGGAUUUUUGAUCGCUAGAGGCAACCCGGAUAGAAUGAAAGCCGUUUACAUGGAAUUGUACGGAUCUCCAAAAUUUGGGAUCCAUCAGAGGCUCGUGUCCCAGAAAGACGCUCAGGGCUCGAUUGUGCUUCUAAAUUCCCUCGACUACGAAAUCCAGACGGUCCACCACCUUACGAUUCUUGCGAAUGAUCCCUGGAGCAAUACGAAAGAAGAUACGCGCAACAUAGCUGGGUGGCCCCUCGUCGUGGCUGUUCUAGACGAACAAGAUACGCCCCCAAUUUUUACCAUAAAGCCACUAAUAACCAGAUUGAACUCGAAGCUCAAACCCGGCGACAUAAUUUUAAGGGUUCACGCCGAGGAUGGGGACCGCGGAAACCCAAGACCAAUCCGUUAUUAUCUGCCCAAAACAAAUAAUACGUACAGCAAAUUUUUUGAUAUAUCAGAAAGCACGGGGGAAUUGAAACUGACCAAACCCGUGUCGGACAUCAUGUCAUCUUCCAAUUCGGGCCAAGCAAUUUUGCUCAAUGUAACAGCGGAAGAGGUCAGAUCCAGUCUUGACGAAGCGCCUUCGCAAUCUACGAGCAUUCAAUUGGCCUUUAUCUUGCCGGAUGUGACCUUCGGUCAACCGACAUUCGGUUCCAAUGAAUAUCACGCCCUUUUAGAUGAAAACGCACCCAUAGGAACAACUUUGGAUCUUCUGCAAGCUGAGAUCAACACCCAACCGGGAGACAUCGUUGCACUGGAGCUACUGAACAACAACGGAACGUUUGACAUCACACCGAGCAUUGUCGAAGGACAUUCCAGAUUCAGAAUCACGGUUCACGACAACAGACUGCUCGACUACGAAGCAAGACACUACGUCGAAUGCUACAUAGUAGCCAAGGAGAUAGGGAAGGGAAAUUAUUCGGCUCGUUCCAAAUUGGUGGUCGUUUUAAAUGACGUAAAUGAUAACCCUCCCCAAUUCGUUAAAUCUCCGUUUGAAGCCAAUAUUCAAGAACACGCUCCCGUGGGAACUACAGUGCUAUUGGUGGAAGCCACCGACGUAGACAGAGAACCGGGAAGCAAAAUUAGAUACAACAGCCUCAGUGGACGAGGCAGUGGAUUGUUUGCUUUGAAUCCAGAGUCAGGGUUGAUUACAGUGGCGGAUUCUUCCAGAUUAGAUGCGGAAUCUAUGCCCAUCAUAAAACUUAUAGUCGAAGCGGCUGAUGAGAAUGGGGAUGGUCUCAGUGCAACUGCCGAAAUAGUUAUUACCCUGUUGGAUAUUAACGAUCAAACGCCCGAGUUCGAUAAGGAUGUGUACGAAUUUAUUUUGAAUCCUGAUGGUACUGGAUUUACCACCCAGGCUUUCAUUAGGGCCACAGACUUGGACGUCUCCUCGCCUAAUAAUAUCGUCCACUACGAGCUCAUCAACGGCACUGAAAGCCUUACGAUAAAUGAACUUUCCGGCGAAGUGUUCGUUAGGGGCACCUGGAGAAGUGAAGAGCUGGUAUCGAUCAGAGCUAGAGCAUAUGACGAAGGCAUCCCGAUAUUGUCCAGCGAAUGCGAGAUCCGCAUUUACCCCCCAGAAGCCAAAUCCAGAAAGAUGGUGUUUAUUCUGCCGGGAAAGUCGCCCAGCCAAAGUGAGGCCGAACAUACUAUCAGAGCACUAACUGGAGGAAGGGUGACCAUCGAUGAAAUCCGACCCUUUGUAAGCGAUGAGCCUGGAGCAGCAUAUGUGACUAGGGAGAAAGGCGGUGAUAGAUCCGUAGUGGUAGCGACUGUUUACUACACAAAAGACUCGGUCGUCGAUUUGAACAGAAUUCAAAGCAUUUUAGAUUCUCGUAGUCAUGAAGGUCAGCAGCAGAAUGAAGGACAAACCGUUACCCGAGAAAAAGAACAAACUCGGAUCGAACAAGGAAGCAGCGGUAGCCUGUUAUGGCUAGUGAUCUUACUCAUCAUUCUCGCCAUUCUCGCUGCCAUCAUCUUAAUCCUGUGUUGCAUUUGCAGACCGUGUCCUCUAUACAUACCGCCGAAAAGACGUAAGAUUAAGUCUACGGAAAUUGUAGAGAAGUUAAUAAGAGGUUCCGGACAAGGCAGGGAAAGUAAAUCAGUUCAGGUUGCCGAAUGGUUUGGGCGUAAUGAAAAAUGGGCAAAAGAGAGGGAACGUGCGCAACCUGUAGCCGUUGGAAUUGACCAGGACAUAGAUUCCCUACGCAUGCACGAGAUGGAGAGAGGUUCUGACCGCGGUGGUAUAAGACUUAUUAGACAUCAUCAAACACAAGAGGUCACUAGAGAUCCCAUGUACAUAAGAGAAGGCAACGCGGACAUCCUACGUCUAGUCACUAGAGCUGGAGAAGAGCCCAACGUAAUACCUGUAGCAUUUAUGGAACAGCAAUACCUGCCCGAUAGCGGCAAAGAUAUUCUCAUGAGACGAUUUAUCGAUCAACAACAAGCCGAAGCUGCAAGAGUCGCACAAUUCACUCUGCCAAACGCUGUGAGCAAACUCCAGACGGAGCAGGAGUUCUUAGAGGCUUCGUUGAGGCAACAGAACGCUUUGCUUCGUCAACUGAUUUUGGAUCGCGAAAGAGACCUUCGCCUUGAGACGCAAUCGUUGCCGGCUGGCACCCAAACCGAUCAGAACGCCGCUACUCAGACCGAGCCUCAAUACUUAAGGCCACCUCGACGAAGGGUCCAAUCGGACUACGACUUAUCUGACGCUAGCGACGAGGAAAUCGCCAUUGUCAGAGCGAGAGCUAAACGAAGGAAUCAUCGAAUGAAACAUCGCAUUAAAACGCCUAUACAAGAGGAAUCGGAGGUCGAAGUUGUUGAAAAACCGAGAAAAGUUAAACACGGUAGGUCUCCGCCCGACAUCAAGCAAACGAGAACGAGCGACAUGAGACAGAAGAAGGCUACAAGCGAGACAUCGACCACUACCAGAUCUAAAUCUUCCAGAUCAGGCCUGAAGAAAGAAGUAUUAAACGAAAUUUCAGCAUCGCUUGAACACAGUGACGAGAACAGUUACAUCGAUAUCAGGGAGAUUUCCAACCAAGCGGAAUGGUAUUCCGCCGACAGCCUCGACGACGAUAGCCCCAGAUCUCCGCCUAGACAGAAAUACCAUUCAGAAACCGAUCUGCGCGGAAUCGAACCCGACCAUAAAGAAAAGAAAAAGUCCAAGCUGCCGGUAAAGAAAUCUCAAAGUCACAAUGAUUUGGCUUCAGCCAAGGGGUCGAAGGAGAAAAAAGUUCCCAAAAGAACCUCGAGAUAUAUGGAGUGGUAUACCAAAAACAAACAAGCCAAGACACAAAGCGAGCAGAAGAAACCCGAAGGUGAUGGAGUGGCAGUUCCUGCGGUGGAGGCCCGGUACUUGAAACAGACAGAAUCCAGCUCGAGAAAGAUCGUUAACGGGAAAAAUACUGCGGGUCCGGAACACCCUCUCCUGCAACACUCAGAACAUAGGUUCGAAGCGCAUUAUCCAAAACGAAAGCCCGAAGAAGAUACCGACUCGGGCAUCGUGUUAAAUAAACCGGAAAUGGCCCAGAAAAAAAGCGUCUUUACAAUCGCUUACAACGACGUGCAGACCAGGCAAUUAAGGCCCCAGAGUUCUACGACACCUUAGACUUUAUGUUGUAUAAGUUUUUGUAUAUAUUUCGGACACAACCAAAGUUAUCCUCACACGUAGACGACAUGACAUAACAAAUGAAUUAUUUGUUUAUUAUGGGAAAUAAAGUUUAUUUUAUUAGUUUUUAAUUCCUGUUUAUCAUACCGACCCUUUCAAGAUUUUUCACUAAAAACCAAAUUCAAAAAAGUCAAAAUGAGACAAAACGUAAAAAAGGGCAAAC
This is a messenger RNA of Cylas formicarius (sweet potato weevil), 4428 nucleotides long. Its product is annotated as cadherin-86C. The coding region runs from base 141 to 4205 and encodes 1354 amino acids. Gene Ontology annotation, biological process: homophilic cell-cell adhesion. The record is from RefSeq and is a predicted model, not a curated record. Gene Ontology annotation, molecular function: calcium ion binding; cadherin binding. NCBI's taxonomy places the organism in Eukaryota, Metazoa, Arthropoda, Insecta, Coleoptera, Brentidae. Gene Ontology annotation, cellular component: catenin complex; plasma membrane. The transcript has 13 exons.